GGCCAAUGUAAUUUUGCCAUUUCAAUGGAGAGCUAAUCAAUCGGUAUACAAAAUCAUGUCUGCUUCUACCUGCUCAUCUAACACCAUAGUUGAUCAACCAUCAGUGUUGCUAAUCUGCGCCGGUAGCCUCACAUGCACCUUCUUCCGCCGGUGACUCUAUAUCCCUCAAUCUCUAUCUCUUCAAUGUUUAAGUUUUUCACUACGCUUUUCGUUCUCUGGAGUUUCGACUCGUCAUCAUUGUUAUCAUCCGCUUUGCCCAAUUCCCCGACGCUAGGAUCACGUUCGAUACUACGUGCUAUCAAACGAGGCGCUGAUCGACCUAGUUUGGUGGUUGAUUUGAACAGCACCAAUUUCGAUGCAGUUCUCAAGGAAACUCCUGCUGCUUACGCCAUUAUUGAAUUCUUCGCUCACUGGUGCCCAGCUUGCAGGAACUACAAGCCUCAAUAUGAAAAAGUUGCAAGGCUUUUCAAUGGAGCAAAUGCAAUUCAUCCUGGGAUUAUCUUGAUGACAAGACUAGACUGUGCCCAUAAGGCAAAUACUAAACUUUGUACAGCAUUCUCUGUGCACUAUUUCCCAGUGCUCUUAUGGGGCCCACCUGCUAAACUCAUUGCUGGUCGUUAUAAUGGUAAAAAAGUAAAAAGUGAAAUAAAAUUGGUUGAAGAUUGGGAAUCAUCUAAACUCCUUCUCAAUUGGAUUAAUACACAAUUAAAAAGUUCAUAUGAGUUAGAAGAUGAGAAAUUUGAACAUGAUGAGCUUCUUCAAUCAAAUGUCUCAGACUCUGGACAGGUAGCUCGUGCAAUAUAUGAUGUUGAAGAAUCCACAACCAUUGCCUUUGACAUUAUUUUGGAACACAAGAUGAUUAAAUCGGAUACUCGUGCUAUCUUUAUAAAGUUUUUGCAACUUAUGGUGGCUCAUCACCCUUCUAGAAGGUGUAGAAAGGGAAGUGCUAACAUACUUGUGAACUUUGACGAUUUAUACCCUUCAAAUAUAUCAUCAAUAAACAAUCAUGAAGUGGAUAAUAUCAUUGGACUUGAUGCUCUAAGCACCUUUCAAAUUUGUGGAAAACAAGUUCCACGUGGAUAUUGGAUGUUUUGUCGUGGUAGCAAGAAGGAUACUAGAGGCUUCAGUUGUGGGUUAUGGGUGCUAUUACAUUCACUUUCUGUAAGAGUAGAUGAUGAAGAGAGCCAAAUUGCCUUCAAAGCCACCUGUGAUUUUAUUCACAAGUUUUUCAUCUGUGAAGAAUGUAGUCAACAUUUUUAUAAAAUGUGCUCAAGUGUUUCAACUCCAUUAAACACAACCCGCGAAUUUGUCCUCUGGUUAUGGACAGUCCACAACAAAGUCAACGAAAGACUAAUGAAAACCGAAUCCCUUCUUGGAACCGGUGACCCCAAAUUUCCCAAAAUACCCUUCCCUCCAAACCAACUUUGCCCCUCAUGUUACUCCAACAAUCAAACUAAAGAAAACAAUUCUUCCAUAAACUGGGACCACAAUGAGGUGUUCAAGUUCCUACUUGACUACUAUGGGAACAUGCUUGUGUCUAGUUACAAAGACAAGGACACUGACAUCAUCAGCCACGUCAGCAUAACAAGCCAGGUGGACUCGGAUGAUUUGGUAUCGGGAACCGCGAUUGUGGUGCCAGUUGGUGCUGCCAUGGCCAUUGCAGUUGCCAGCUGUCUGUUUGGUGCGUUGGCGUACGUGUGGCGGUCGCGACAGAAGAACCGGAAGUAUUUCCACAAACCCGAGUUUUUAAAGAAUGUUUAAAUUAGUAGGAGUACGAGACGAGGGGUAUUUUGGGGAAUUGAAGAGGAGAGAGAGAGAGAGAGAGAUUCGUGCACAUACAAGUGAAAAAUCGGGAG
This is a messenger RNA of Lactuca saligna, 1856 nucleotides long. Lineage: Eukaryota; Viridiplantae; Streptophyta; Magnoliopsida; Asterales; Asteraceae. The record is from the annotation of a GenBank genome assembly.